GCAAUUCCUUAGUAAUUAAAAUCCUGAUUAAUUAUCAAAUUGGUGUAUAAAUAUAAUCCUGAUAAAUUGUGCUAAUUCUAAUUAGAGAAUUUAUCGGCUCGACGAGCAACUGAUAAUUGCUGAUAACAACCUUACAAAAGAAUAUUCUAUUCGUUCGCUGACUUUUGACACCUAUCAUAUAUAUAUAUAUAUAUAUAUAUAUAUAUUUUCAAGUCCAAAAAAUUAACAUUUUCCUCAACAUGGUUGAGAAAUUGGACGUGAUAAUUUUUGGUGCAAGUGGAUUUACAGGCAAAUAUACAGUUUUUGAAGCGAUUUCGGUUUUAGCGAACUUAAAAUGGGGCAUAGCCGGUAGAAAUCGUAUAAAAUUAGAAGCCAUACUUGAGGAUAUUGGAAUUAAAGCCGGUAAAAAUUUGAUGAGUACACCCAUUAUAGUAGCCGAUAUCGAUGAUGAGUCUUCUUUGUUGCAAAUGGCCCGACGCUGCCGUGUGUUGGUUAAUUGUGUCGGACCUUAUCGGUUCUAUGGGGAGCCAGUUGUUCGAGCCUGCAUUGAAUCAGGAACUCAUCAUGUUGACGUGAGUGGUGAGCCGCAAUAUAUGGAAACAAUGCAACUAAAAUAUGAUCGAGAGGCACAAGAGAAAAAUGUUUAUGUUGUUUCUGCGUGCGGUUUUGAUUCUAUACCAGCUGAUAUGGGCAUGGUAUUCAUUGAAAAAAACUUCGACGGUGUUGUUAAUUCGGUGGAAGCUUAUCUUCAAUCUGAUGUUAGAGGCGGGCCUCCAAACAGUGCUGCUAUUCACUACGGCACAUGGGAAAGCGCUGUCUAUGGUUUAGCUCAUGCCGACAAAUUACGUGGCAUACGUAGCCAACUAUACACAGAAAAAUUACCUAAAUUUCAACCAAUUCUAAAGCAUCGUCCAUUGAUAUUUCGUUCAGAAAUAGUUAAUGGCAUUUGUUUACCUUUUCCAGGCUCCGAUCGUUCUGUGGUAAUGCGCUCGCAACGUUUCCUUUACGAAAAAGAAGGAAAACGGCCUAUUCAAAUGCAUGCAUACGUAGUAUUUCGAUCCUGGUUUGCCGCGAUUUGUGCAGCGUGUUUUUUCCUUAUGUUUGGCAUGACGGCGAAAUUUUCUUUUGGUCGUAGAAUUCUGCUUAAGUAUCCAAAAUUUUUCUCGAUGGGUUUAAUAUCACAUGAAGGACCUUCCGAAUCCCAAAUGGAAAGAACAUAUUUCUCUUUGACUAUGAAAGCUUUGGGAUGGCCAAAAUCGGAACGUACUUCAAAUUCUGUUAAAGAAUUUCACGAUCCUCCAACAAAAACAUUAACGGUUAAGAUAUCCGGUAUUAAUCCUGGUUAUGGAGCCACUUGCGUAGCAUUACUUUGCACCGCCGUUAUUAUUCUCAAAGAGAGCGAGAAAAUGCCAGGAACAGGAGGAGUAUUGCCUCCGGGAGCGGCCUUUGCAAAAACGUCAUUAAUCAGUGAAUUAGAAAAACAUGAGCAUGGCAUGAAAUUCGAAAUUUUCGCCAAUAAAUGAAUAAAAAGAAAGCAUAGAUUUCAUAAAAGAGGAAAUGUGG
Messenger RNA from Glossina fuscipes, 1563 nucleotides. RefSeq names its product saccharopine dehydrogenase-like oxidoreductase. Lineage: Eukaryota; Metazoa; Arthropoda; Insecta; Diptera; Glossinidae. The record is from RefSeq and is a predicted model, not a curated record. Gene Ontology annotation, cellular component: lipid droplet; mitochondrion; plasma membrane. Bases 240 to 1523 code for a protein of 427 amino acids. The transcript is spliced from 3 exons. Gene Ontology annotation, biological process: glycolipid biosynthetic process.